AUGUCUCAAGGACAGAUGUCUUGUGGACAGAUCUCUCAUAGACAGAUGUCUCAAUGUGAACAGAUGUCUCGAGGACAGAUCUCUAAUGAACAGAUGACUCGAGGACAGAUGUCUCCUGGACAGAAGUUUCCUUGUGGACAGAUGUCUAAUGAACAGAUGUCUCGAGGACAGAUGUCUCCUGGACAGAAGUCUCCUUGUGGACAGAUGUCUAAUGAACAGAUGUCUCAUGGACAGAUGUCUAAUGAACAGAUGUCUUGUGGACAGAUAUCUCCUCAUGGACAGAUGUCUCCUUAUGGACAGAUGUCUCCUCAUGGACAGAUGUCUCCUAAUGGACAGAUGUCUCGUGGACAGAUGUCUCCUCAUGGACAGAUGUCUUGUGGACAGAUGUCUCGGGGACAGAUGUUUUGUGAACUGAAUCCAGAACCGUUGGUUUUUUGUCCAAACGGCUGCAGGCAGAAUUCCAUUAUUUAUUGUUUUUUGUGA
Molecule: messenger RNA, 483 nt
Organism: Knipowitschia caucasica
Lineage: Eukaryota; Metazoa; Chordata; Actinopteri; Gobiiformes; Gobiidae
Source: the annotation of a GenBank genome assembly